Molecule: messenger RNA, 1437 nt
Organism: Malassezia globosa CBS 7966
Lineage: Eukaryota; Fungi; Basidiomycota; Malasseziomycetes; Malasseziales; Malasseziaceae
Exons: 1
Coding region: 1-1437 (478 amino acids)
Source: RefSeq, a predicted model, not a curated record
AUGCUAAUCCAAUCGGAUCACCCAACAAUUGCUUUCCGCCUUGUGUAUCCGACGUUGCUCUGUGCUACGAACGAUGGACUCUUGCAAGAGUUUGAUCUUCCGAGCCGGACGUUGGUCCAAGCUACAAGCUUGGAGGGCACAGUCAACGAUGGCGGAAACGUCAAUUAUAUCGACAUGGACGAUCAUUUCUGGUUCGUUGUGGGCGACGGCCACUGCGCCAUCAGCGUCAUUGACCGCCGAACACAUCAUGUCGUAUGGACGAUCAACAAGCAUCUUCGUCUAUACGGUGCCCCAACAUGCUAUGUCCCUGAGCUGCUUCCAUACCCGACAGUACCACGAUUUCAGCAACGGCGACUUUAUCCUAUGCCCGCUCCUGCCCUGCUGCAACCUCCGCAUGAGCACAUGCCGAAUGUGAUUGGUGUUCAGUCUGAUCGAUGGCUGGCUGUGCAUCCUGACAAAGACACCGAUACCCUUGUCGUGCUGGCCUACGAUGCGAUCUUGCUCUUGAUUGGAUAUCAAGCGCAUUUGCUUCAUGAUGCGACACCAAAGCUUGUGUAUUAUUCUUUCCCGCCUCUGCCGCUCGUGUCGGAGCGCCUCAACCAAGCGAGUGUCCGUUGGGCUAUGGGCAAGAACUGGUGUGAGGAACUUUCCGCUGACAUGCCUCCUCAGCUCACCGUUCACAAUGGCCGCGCCGUAGUGGUGCACGGUAUCGUCACUAUGCUGGAUCUGCGUGUUCCGUCGUCACUUGCUUUCCGUCGAGACAAGCCGAGCUUUGACUCGCACAACGAGCCUCCAUCCUUUUCGGUGUUCCAGUGGUCGGAUGUGCCGGUGGAAGGCGAAAUCAAUCCAUUUGUCAAUUGCAGCUGUGUACAAAUGGAUCAGUCAGGCAUCUACUGCGUGGCUCGACAGUGUCUCGACAUGGAGCUUGACGUCGACCACACACGUCUCUCCGACGAGUAUCAGGAGACGUGCAACGCCAAAGACGCAAGUAUGGUCACGGCGUUCCGCUUUGAUUCAGCAUCGAAACCGGCUUUCCGCUACAUCUCCAGACGCGUUGUUGAGGAAGCUUUGGAUUCGUUGAUUGACGAGCUCUCGCACGUGCCGGAUCCUGAGAAUGAUGACCGCUGGGUCCCGUUUCUUGUGGAUGGAGAGCGCCUGCAUGCCGUGGAUCAAGACGUGGUAGACUCUGAGAAUGCCGAGGCUCUUGACAUGGAGGCCGUCGACAGCGAAUCUGGUGAGGCAAGCUCCCAACCCGAUCCCAGCGUGGACAUGGAGCUCAUCGAGGCUGUCCGGGCUGAGGCUGAUCGACUUGAAACACUUCGUGACCGCGAGGAAGAUGAACAAACAAGGCAUGUGUAUGCAUUGCAUGCGAGUGCCCUUCGUGAGCAUGCACAGCUGAUCGGAGGAGAUCACGACAGUGACUCGCCAGCCGAAUAG